AUGCCUGCAGUACAUCAAGGUAAAAUUCUAGUAAGCGGUGGUAGUGGCUUCGUUGGCUCACAUGUAUGCCAUGCGCUCCUCAUCGCCGGAUUCCACGUGCGCACGACUGUGAGAAGCACCGCGAAAGGUGAUUAUCUCGUGCGUAAGCUGAAUGAGGUCAGUGGCGGUGGCGGUAAAUUUGAGUAUGUGAUAGUCGAGGAUAUCGAAGCACCCGAUGCGUUCGACGAGGCUGUUAAGGGAGUGGAUGGAAUCAUGCACACGGCUUCACCAUUCCAUUUCAACGCAGAGGAUCCAGACGAGCUUAUCAAACCAGCUGUAGAGGGUACAGUGAACAUCCUGCGCAGCGCACAUAAGCACAACAAGUCAGUGCAGAGGGUAGUCAUCACUUCCUCCGUAGCUAGCGUUAUGAUGCCUCGUGAUACUCCUACGGUGUACAAUGAGGAGUGGUGGAACGAGCACUCACCUGCACAAGUCAACGAGAAAGGUCGCGAGGCUUCAAGACUCGACUUUUACAUGGCUUCAAAGACUCUAGCUGAGCGUGCUUCUUGGGAUUUCAUCGAUAAGGAGAAGCCUUCAUUCGAUUUAGCGACAAUAGCACCACCACUCAUUCUCGGUCCUUGCAUUCACGACAUUCCCUCAGAAGACAAGCUCAACACUAGUAUUUCUCGUUUCUACCAACUCUUUAGUGGUGAACUCAAGGAUGCGAAUGGUGAUAAACUCAUCGAACCAAUGUCCAAUGUUGUCGAUGUGAGGGAUGUUGCUAACACACACGUUCUCGCAAUGACUGUUCCUCGUGCCGGUGGAGAGCGCUUCAUCAGUGCUAGCGACAGAGCUAUGGUGACCAAUCAAGAUUUCGUCGAUGCAUUACACGAGCGUCUUGGUGACAACGAAACAGUCAAGAAGAAUGUACCUGUUGGUGAAAAAGGCAAGGGAAAGUCUAUACACAGACACAGAUUCGCAAAUGAUAAAGCAAAAACAGUGCUAGCACAAACUUUCUUUUCGCAGGAGCAAACUGCAGUUGACACCUUCUUAUCAUUAGAAGAGUACGCAAAGCAGUGGUAG
Molecule: messenger RNA, 1062 nt
Organism: Wallemia ichthyophaga EXF-994
Lineage: Eukaryota; Fungi; Basidiomycota; Wallemiomycetes; Wallemiales; Wallemiaceae
Exons: 1
Coding region: 1-1062 (353 amino acids)
Molecular function (GO): oxidoreductase activity, acting on the CH-OH group of donors, NAD or NADP as acceptor
Source: RefSeq, a predicted model, not a curated record